AUGUAUCCCAACACGCGAAAACAAUCCAAGUGGCUGAGCUUCAGCGAGGACGGUCUGUACCUGACCGUGUACCGCCAGCGCGCGCCUGGGGACGCUCUGCUGCGGCUGAGUAUUCAUCUUCCUGCGCGCCGCCCGGCUCAGCCACUGCACCGCCCCGCUCAGGCCUCGGCUUUCCACGCCCGGGUGAUGGUCUGGUUCCCAGGAGGCGCCUUCCUCGUGGGCUCCGCUUCCACGUACGAUGCCUCUGAACUGGCCGCCCGCGAGAAAGUGGUGCUUGUGCUGCGGCAGCAUAGGCUCGGCAUACUGGCCUUCCUGAGCGCGGGCGACACGCAGGCCCGCAGGAACUGGGCGCUGCUGGACCAGGUGGCGGCUCAGCGCUGGGUACAAAAAACCAUCGCAGCCUUCGGUGGAGACCCAGGCUGCGUAACCCUGUUUGGCCAGUCCUCGUGGGCCAUGUCUAUCUCGGGACUGAUGCAUGUGCAGAUGUGCGUGUACAGGACCAUGCAGGUCCACAGACCUGCCCUCACCCCGGCCAAGGGUACCACUCUGGCCAGGGUGGAGGAGAAGGCGCUGAGCCUCCAAAUGAUGAAAUACAGGGCCAACUUUGCCCAUACAGGAAACCCCAAUGUUGGGAAGCUGACCUACUGGCCACAAUACAACAAGGAAGAGAAGUACCUGUGGAUGGAUUUCACCAUGAGGGUGGGUGUGAAGCUCAAGGAGGAGAAGAUGGCCUUUCGGAUGAGACUGCACCAGCAUGGAGGACCUGAGAAGCAGAGGCAUUUUUGA
Molecule: messenger RNA, 786 nt
Organism: Leptonychotes weddellii (Weddell seal)
Lineage: Eukaryota; Metazoa; Chordata; Mammalia; Carnivora; Phocidae
Gene: CES4A
Product: carboxylesterase 4A
Source: RefSeq, a predicted model, not a curated record